Molecule: messenger RNA, 812 nt
Organism: Capsella rubella
Lineage: Eukaryota; Viridiplantae; Streptophyta; Magnoliopsida; Brassicales; Brassicaceae
Exons: 1
Coding region: 132-512 (126 amino acids)
Source: RefSeq, a predicted model, not a curated record
UAAUACCCUCGUUCCUUCCGUUAUAUUCAAACGUACCAUCUCCAUCUUCAUUGUGGAGUAUAAUUUGAAAAACUAAAAUCACCAAAUCUCUUCUACGUUUCUUUGUUUCUAAAUCUACAUUUUCACUUUCCAUGGCUUUGGUUAUCUCCUGCUCCGCUCUACCCACGAUCCGAGCAUCUUCCGGAUCCGGAUCUUUGAAAAACCCGGAUUCAAACCGUAAGAAAUCUGCUUCUUGGUGGGCGCCUCUCUUCGGUAUAUCCUCCGAGCCAGACUACCUCAACAUCCAAGGCUCAGUCUCAGGCUCUACCGUGGAUCCGGAUUCGAUUCCGGAUAAAAUCGAUGUCUCCGGGUCGGGUCAGACUCAGAAGCUCCGUCGCGGCUGUCUCACGGAGGAGAAAGCUAAGCAGCUGAGGAGGAAAACAGCAGAAGCUUCCACGUUUCACGAUGUUAUGUAUCAUUCCGCCAUUGCGUCUCGUCUUGCUUCUGAUCUCUCCAGCCGGGUCGAAGAUUGAAAACGGAUCCGGGUCAGAUCUGGAGAUGAAUCUUUUUUUUAAUUUCAGUGUUCGUGUAGGAUGCAGACCAUCUUCUAUCGGUGCACCUUUUUCAUAAGAACCGUUGGAUUGUGUUUGGUCUUUAUUGUGUUGUAAAUUCUGGUUCCUCAGGAACCGUUGGAUGAUCGUUAAUUUCCGUUGAUUUCUGUUUUUUCUGUAAACAACCGUUGGAUGAUCUCCUACUUUAGUUCGUUUAGACAUUUCUUGUCACACUAUUACACUAAUCUGCAGCUCUUUCAUCUAAUCUCAAUAUUAAGUAAU